AUGGCGCUGCAGGAGACCGUCCCGAUCGCAGCCCUCCAGCCCUGGCGUCCAGGACGACCAGGCGGCAGGCCCGGACGGGUCGGGCGCGGGGAGGCCUGGCCGUCCGUCACCGUCUCCGGAACGCCGUCGCCGCGGACGCUGCCCAGAGAGAGGAGCGUCCCCCUCAGGCGGGGCGGGGCCUGUGUCCCGUCGGCCCUCGGGCGGCGCAGUGCACGUCGGGAUUUGGAGGAGAGGCUGGGCUUGGGUCCCGUCGGGCGGCGCAGGGCACGUCGGGUCGGAGUAGGGAGCGACGCCCGCGAGUCUCAUUGCUCUUGGGCGGCGCUGUGCACGUCGGAGCCCGGAGGGAGCGCGGGAGGCGGGGGGUCCCGUGAGCCCCCGGGCCACGCUGUGCACGCUGGGGGGCUGGGGGGCGAGGCCUGGGUGCCUCCCGUCCCCGGGCGGCCCGGUGCACGCCGGGAGUUGGAGUUCCGCGGGUGUGGACCUGUCGCGGUCCCCCGCGCUCCUUCCCGGGCGGGUGUCCCGGGCGCCGACGCGGAGGAAGAUGACGGCGCCACGGCGCGGGGCGCCUGCGCAGACGGCCGGAGCCGGCGAGAAGCUGGGGUCACCUCGGAAGAACACGGCCUCCAGUUUAUGGCAUUUCCUCACCGUGGCCAAAGGAGUGCCGUGUGCUGCGUGACGCAGGAUGAGUGGAAACUAGACGUGGCUGCAGACAGCUUCUUACCAAACCCAGACUCUUUCCUCAAGGAGCCCAUGAGGAGCGCAGUGGACAGGAAGAAGCUGGAGCAGCUGUACGACAGGUACAGAGACCCACAAGAUGAAAAUAAAAUUGGAAUUGAUGGGAUUCAACAGUUUUGUGAUGACUUAAACCUAGAUCCUGCCAGUGUCAGCGUUUUGGUUAUAGCAUGGAAGUUCAGGGCAGCGACACAAUGUGAAUUUAGCAAAAAGGAAUUUGUAGAUGGCAUGACAGAGCUUGGGUGUGACAGCACGGAGAAGCUGAGAGCCCUUCUGCCGAGACUAGAGCAGGAGCUGAAGGACACGGUGAAGUUUAAGGAUUUUUAUCAGUUUACCUUUACCUUCGCUAAGAACCCCGGGCAGAAGGGUUUAGAUUUAGAAAUGGCUGUUGCAUAUUGGAAUUUAGUAUUAUCUGGAAGGUUUAAAUUUUUAGAUCUUUGGAACACCUUCUUACUGGAGCAUCACAAAAGAUCAAUCCCAAGGGACACUUGGAACCUUCUGCUAGAUUUUGGAAAUAUGAUUGCAGAUGAUAUGUCUAACUAUGACGAAGAAGGAGCAUGGCCUGUUCUCAUAGAUGAUUUUGUGGAGUACGCGCGGCCAGUCGUCACGGGCGCUAAGCGCAGCCCUUUCUAG
Messenger RNA from Odobenus rosmarus divergens (Pacific walrus), 1365 nucleotides. RefSeq names its product DCN1, defective in cullin neddylation 1, domain containing 2 (S. cerevisiae) (gene DCUN1D2). The transcript is spliced from 8 exons. Lineage: Eukaryota; Metazoa; Chordata; Mammalia; Carnivora; Odobenidae. The record is from RefSeq and is a predicted model, not a curated record. The coding region runs from base 1 to 1365 and encodes 454 amino acids. Gene Ontology annotation, biological process: protein neddylation; positive regulation of ubiquitin-protein transferase activity. Gene Ontology annotation, cellular component: ubiquitin ligase complex. Gene Ontology annotation, molecular function: cullin family protein binding; ubiquitin conjugating enzyme binding; ubiquitin-like protein binding.